Molecule: messenger RNA, 1088 nt
Organism: Trematosphaeria pertusa
Lineage: Eukaryota; Fungi; Ascomycota; Dothideomycetes; Pleosporales; Trematosphaeriaceae
Exons: 1
Coding region: 360-962 (200 amino acids)
Source: RefSeq, a predicted model, not a curated record
UUUAAAACUCGGGACCGGUAUUCGCGGCUAAGGGAUAUCCUCUGGAUCAAUCGGUAUCAUAGUGCAUGGUAGCAUAGCAGCGGGAUACAGGGUUGGUUAUUGGGCGAUAAUCGGAAAUUGUAUGAACAAUGGGACGUAUGCACGGGACCGAGAUUUCUUUCCUUUCGAGCUGCAUUCUUUUGUCCCCCCCGGACUUACUGCAUUCAUUUUUGCUGUACUACUACUUACUGGUAUGAAUAUUUUCUGGUGCGGGACUUCGCGCUGUCGGUCUCUACGCCCUUCUACAAUGCUGAAAGCGACUACGUCCUUUUCAUGCUCCGCCCUUUGCAAAGCGCCGCGAUGGAACGGAUAGGACACAAAUGCCACUGGGUCUUAUGACGAAACGAUUCGUGAUUGGACGCGCGCUUUCGCCGCCACGCUCACCUGCCCAGGACAAACUAAGGGUGCACGUGACCCCGUGGGUCUCCUGUUAUCAGGUCACUUGGCCACACCGCCUCACGCGUACAGUAAUAAUAGCUGCCUGCCAUUUAGAAUCAGCCAAGUCCAGAUCCAGAGUUUCUCCAACGAAAUUCUACGACCAACCAACCGCCAACCAACAACUGUCGCACAAACACCGCCCGCAAACGAACAUACCUGCAUCACGCGAAUACACCCAUCCACGAACCACACUACAUUGCACCACAAUACACUACACUCCCAUUCCGCACCUGCAACUACAACUACAACUGCACUCACCUCUCCAACCAUGCCAAAACUCACCUACACAUCCUCCGGCUCGCUGCUCCUCUCGCUCCGCUUCGUCAACGCGCUCAUCGCCCUGCUCUCCGCCAUCCCCUCCUCCGCCUUCGACGAGUAUCUCAGCCGCCUGUGCGAGCAGCAGCUUUGCGCCGAGCGCGCGGACAAGGAUAUCAGCAACAAGCCGUGUAUUCUUGUCGUCGACGAAUUGUUCCACGAGGUGCUGAGGGAUGCGCUGGGGAAGCUGAGGAGGGAGGAGAGCGGACGGUAUGAGAAGCUCGUGAGCGAGUGGCCGGGGAUUGAGGAGAUUGUUGAGGGGCGGGAUGAGGGGAGGAGUGGGGAGGAUGGCAGUG